This is a messenger RNA of Exserohilum turcica Et28A, 2381 nucleotides long. RefSeq lists its product as uncharacterized. The coding region runs from base 22 to 2265 and encodes 747 amino acids. Gene Ontology annotation, molecular function: iron-sulfur cluster binding; NADH dehydrogenase (ubiquinone) activity. The record is from RefSeq and is a predicted model, not a curated record. Gene Ontology annotation, biological process: ATP synthesis coupled electron transport. The transcript is spliced from 5 exons. Lineage: Eukaryota; Fungi; Ascomycota; Dothideomycetes; Pleosporales; Pleosporaceae. Gene Ontology annotation, cellular component: membrane.
GCCAUCGCUCAGAGCCUCACAAUGCUGCGGCAACACAUGCUCCGGUCGCUGAAGAGGCCUGCCCACCGUGCAGCCCUCAAUGGCUGCCGGGCCUUUACUGCCUCGGCCCGCCGGCCAGCAGACAUUGAGCUCACCAUUGAUGGCAAGAAAGUAUCAGUUGAAGCCGGUUCGGCCCUCAUCCAAGCCUGCGAAAAGGCCGGAGUUACCAUUCCGAGAUACUGCUACCACGAGAAGCUGAUGAUUGCCGGAAGCUGUCGUAUGUGCUUGGUCGAGGUUGAGCGCGCUCCCAAACCCGUUGCUUCCUGCGCGUGGCCCGUACAGCCUGGCAUGGUGGUCAAGACGGACUCGCCUCUUGUCCACAAGGCGCGAGAGGGCGUCAUGGAGUUUCUGCUAGCCAACCACCCGCUCGACUGCCCCAUUUGCGACCAGGGAGGCGAGUGCGAUCUGCAGGACCAGUCAAUGAGGUACGGCGCUGACCGAGGCCGCUUCCACGAGCUCGAGGGCAAGCGUGCGGUUGAAGAUAAGAACGUGGGGCCGCUGGUAAAGACGUCGAUGAACCGCUGCAUUCACUGCACGCGCUGCGUUCGUUUCUCCAACGACAUUGCUGGUGCACCCGAAUUCGGUUCCUUUGGCCGUGGCAACUCGCUGGAAAUCGGCACCUACCUCGAGACGGCCCUCGACACCGAACUGUCCGGAAACGUCAUCGAUCUCUGCCCCGUUGGUGCGCUCACCUCCAAGCCCUACGCAUUCAAGGCUCGUCCGUGGGAACUGUACAAGACGGAGACAAUCGAUGUCCUUGACGGCUUAGGCUCAAACAUCCGCGUUGAUUCGCGCGGCCUCCAGGUCAUGAGGGUUCUCCCCCGCCUCAACGACGAUGUCAACGAGGAGUGGAUCAACGACAAGACGCGUUUCGCCUGCGACGCCCUCAGCACCCAGCGUCUCGUGAACCCACUUGUCCGUGUCAACGACCAGUUCCAGCCCGCAAGCUGGGAGCAGGCUCUGGUGGAGAUUGGCAAUGCAUACAAGAAGGUCGCCCCCAAGGGCAACGAGUUCAAGGUUAUUGCUGGCCACCUCGUCGAGACCGAGGCUCUGGUCGCCAUGAAGGAUCUCGCCAACAGGCUUGGAUCGGACAACCUGGCGCUUGACCAGCCCGGUGGCAGCGAGCCCAUUGCCCACGGAAUCGACGUCAGGUCAAACUACGCUUUCAACUCCAAGGUUUACGGUGUUGAGGAGGCUGAUGUCAUUCUUCUCGUUGGCUCCAACCCCCGAUGGGAAGCUGCCGUUUUGAACGCGCGCAUCCGAAAGCAGUGGUUGAGGACCGACUUGGAGAUUGGCUUCGUUGGCGAGGACUUUGAGAGCACUUUUGAGUACGAGAAGCUCGGAAGCAAUGCCCACGAUCUCAAGAGUGCGCUUUCUGGCGCGUUUGGCAAGAAGCUGGCUGGCGCAAAGAGGCCCAUGAUCAUCGUGGGCAGCGGCGUCACUGAGCACGCCGACGCAAAGGCCAUCUACGAGCAGGUUGGCUCUUUCGUUGAGCAGAACAAGGCCAGCUUCCAGAACGAGGAGUGGAACGGUUUCAACGUUCUGCAGCGAACUGCUUCCCGCACUGGUGCCUACGAGGUUGGCUUCACCGUUCCCUCUGCUGAGGUUGCCCAGACAAAGCCCAAGUUCGUGUGGCUUCUUGGGGCCGAUGAGGUCACCGAAGCCGACAUUCCCAAGGAUGCCUUUGUUGUCUACCAGGGCCACCACGGCGACCGGGGCGCACAAUACGCCGAUAUUGUCCUGCCUGGUGCCGCAUACACUGAAAAGUCAGUCACAUAUGUCAACACCGAGGGCCGUGUACAAAUGACACGCGCUGCUGUUGGCCUUCCCGGUGCCUCGAGGGAGGACUGGAAGAUUGUGCGCGCAGCAUCAGAGUACCUCGGUGCGGAGCUACCCUAUGACGACGUUGAAGCACUGCGAGACCGCAUGGAGGAAAUAUCGCCUGCUCUCAGGAGAUAUGACCUGGUCGAGCCUGCGUCGCUACCCAGCCUGAGCCAGGUGCAGCUGGUUGAGCAGAACAAGGGUGCCCAAGCAACCGGUCAGGCGCUCAAGAACCCUAUCGAGAACUUCUUCUUCACAGACGCCAUAUCGAGAAACUCACCGACUAUGGCCCGCUGCUCAGCCGCCAAGGCCCAGAAGAACCCCCAGACAAACUUCAUGGCGCCCGGUGAGCCGUUCCCUCAGGUUGGCUACGGCCCCCAGGUAUCCGCCGCAGCAAACGUCUAGUGGGCAGUCUUUUGUAUUUCUGGGAAUCGUAGAACAAGGAAACUCGAUUGUAAAUAGCAUUUUGAAGGGUCGAGCACGUGAUGUCCAAGACGUUAGGGUGUUUGAUGUGAAUUACC